AUGAGUAAAAGAAGAGUAGACGAAGACGAAGUCGAAGAAGAUUCAGACAUUGAUCUCAGUUCUACUGAUGAUGAAAAUGAAGAAGAAGUGAAUGAAGAAGGAGACGAAGAAGGAGAUGAUGAAGAUGAAGAAGUUGUUAAUGUUGAUUUUGAUUAUUUUGAUUUAAAUCCUGAAGUUGAUUUCCAUGCUACCAAGACAUUCCUUCGUCAAUUAUUUGGUGAUGAUGAAGCUAAGAUUGAUAUUUCUGGUUUAGCAGAUCUUUUACUUAAAAAAGGUAGUGCUGGUACUACUAUUAAAACUGAAGGUAUAGAAAGUGAUCCAUUUGCUUUAUUAUCAGUAAUUAACUUAAAUGAUAAUUUAACUAAACCAGCUAUAAAAAGUGUAUUAAAUUAUGUAUAUGAAAAGACAUCUACUCAAUUACAAUUCAAUUUAUUUUUAAAAAAGUUACUAUCAACAGGUAAAACCACUAAAGAUUCUACUAAACAAUUAAAAGUUGGAUUAAUUAUUAGUGAAAGAAUGAUAAAUAUGCCAGUUGAAGUGGUACCACCAAUGUAUAAAAUGUUAUUAGAAGAAAUGGAAAAGGCAGAAGAUGCUCAUGAAAAAUAUGAAUUUGAUUACUUUUUAAUCAUAUCAAAAGUAUAUAAAUUAGUUCAUGCUAAUAUUCAAGAUGACGAUGAAGAUGAAGGUAAUAAAUCAAAGAAAAAGAAGAAGACUAAUCAAGAACCGCAAGUUGAAAUGGAUUAUUUCCAUUAUGAAGAUAUGAUAUUGGAAGAUGAUUGUAAAUUCAAGGGUAUUUAUGAUUAUUCAACCGUUAAGCAAGAUACUGAUUCAAGAAGAGUAUUUACUGAUUAUGGUAUUGAUCCUAAAUUGAGUUUAAUCUUCCUUGAUAAAGAACAGUUGGCCAAGUCUGUUCCAAUCAUGGCUGAAAAAUUCCCACCUUUCUAA
Messenger RNA from Scheffersomyces coipomensis, 945 nucleotides. RefSeq names its product protein-transporting protein. The transcript has a single exon. NCBI's taxonomy places the organism in Eukaryota, Fungi, Ascomycota, Pichiomycetes, Serinales, Debaryomycetaceae. Bases 1 to 945 code for a protein of 314 amino acids. Gene Ontology annotation, cellular component: nucleus. The record is from RefSeq and is a predicted model, not a curated record.